CCACGGCCAAAGCUACAAGGCGCAGCAGGCAGCGAGCGCAGUAGUUAACUAGAGCCGCCAUUAUGGCUUUCCGUAACCACGCUCUAGAAGCAAGAUCAGAAAAUCGUUUUUUCCCGUUUGUGACUGAGUGCGAGCGCGCCGUGGCCACCGGAAUGAACUAGAAAACGUUCCGGGUCGUGUUACCGGGUCCCGGUGGACCUACUAGCGGACCUUGGGAGUAGAAAAUUUGGCGUGUUUUUUUCUUCCGUUCGGUUUUCUUGGUUCAGGUCCCAGUUUUUUGCACGCAUCCAUCGGGUGAGGGGAAGGUGGUUGUGGAGAACGAGAGGGAGGGUGGGAAAGAAAAGAAAGAAAGAGAUAGGUGACAGUCAACAAAAAGGCGUUCCAACAAACACGCCAGCCGAGCAAGAGGAAGCGAGAGAGAGAAAGAAGCAAGGCGAAGAAAAAAAAAUGUCGAAGCUUUCGUUUCGGGCGAGGGCCCUGGAUCCCUCGAAACCAAUGCCCAUAUAUCUGGCUGAGGAGCUUCCGGAUCUGCCGGAAUACUCGGCCAUCAACCGUGCCGUGCCGCAGAUGCCCAGUGGAAUGGAAAAAGAGGAGGAAUCGGAACAUCAUCUGCAGCGAGCAAUAUGCACCGGGCUGAUCAUUCCCACGCCGGAGGUGUUCGAGGCGACCGAUUCGGAGUUUUACGAAAAGUACUACCCGACGGACUACAAAAUGCCCAAGCAAAUGAUCCACAUGCAGCCGCUCAACCUGGAACAGGACGUGCCCGAUUACGACAUGGACAGUGCGGACGAGCAGUGGGUCAAUACGCAGGGCAAACGGCUCGAUCUGGACCCGCUCAAGUUCGAAACGAUGAUGGACCGGUUGGAGAAAAGCUCCGGCCAGACGGUGGUUACGCUGAACGAAGCCAAAGCCCUGCUCAAGCAGGACGAUGAACUGAGCAUAGCCGUGUACGACUAUUGGCUCAACAAGCGGCUCAAGACGCAACACCCGUUGAUCCUGUCGGUGAAGACGGAAACCAGGGGCAGCACCACGCCGAACAAUCCGUAUCUGGCAUUCCGGAGGCGAACGGAGAAGAUGCAAACCAGGAAGAACCGCAAGAACGACGAAUCGUCAUACGAGAAGAUGCUGAAGCUGAGGCGAGACCUCAGUCGAGCGGUUACCCUGCUGGAGAUGAUCAAGCGGCGCGAGAAGAUCAAGCGCGAGCAGUUGCAUCUCGGCAUCGAGAUCUACGAGAAACGUUACCAGGCGCAGGACUUCAACGGGCAGCUUCUGGCCGAAUUUACCUCCAGCGCAACCAAGGCAUCCAGACCCGCAUUUGCUCCGAUCUACUCGAAUCAAUAUUCGGCGCACCACACGGCCCUGGGCAGUUCCGGGGGGCAUGCAAGUGGUUCCGGGGCGUACCACGGACCAUCUUCGUCGUCGACGUCUCAGUACCACGUGGCAGGAACCAGUUCCAGCAAGCGGGACAGCGAGAGCCUGAGCAACAGCCGGAAGGAGAAACGACAGUACAAGAAACGGAAGCACAAAAUACAGAAGGAACGACCUUCGGCGAGCAGCUCGACGGUAACCGGAAGCUCCAGUGUCGGACUGGGCACGGCCGGUGGUGUGGGAACGGGGGUCGUCGGUGGGUAUCACUAUCAGUACCAUCCGGCUGGAGCCGGCGUGGGAGGACUAGGUGGAAUUGCGGCCUCGGGCGGUGCCGGUGGGCGAGGAGAUGCCGCCAUCGGGAGUGGACUGGGCAGUGGCGCUGCCGAUCCGGCGUUAUCCUCCGACGAGGAGGAACUUGCUAACCUGCAAGGAACCACCGCCCCGGAGGAGGAAUACGCGUACGCAUUUCGGCGGAGUAAACUUAGUCAAUAUCAUAGGCCCAUUACGAAAGGUUUCGGCGAUUGGCCGUGGGUGUCCAAGGAGGAAAACGGAAAAGCGGAUCCACGGUAUCGGUUUGCCCUCACAUCGCUGCGACAUCCCAGACCCCGCUGCAUUGGAUUCGCCCGGAGGCGCAUCGGUCGCGGUGGCCGGGUGAUUAUUGAUCGCGUAUCCACCGAUCUGGAUGACCUGUGGUCCCGGUUGGACUACAAGAUCAUCGAGUCGGAAACGACCCCGGCUGCGGCCGUUGCCAUGGAACCCGAGGAGGAGAGCAUCGUCGUUCCGGUGUCGGCCGGUGGACUAACGACGGCUACGUCAACAGCAGCUUCGGCGUUAUCAGUGGCAACACCUACGACUGUCAUCGAUGAUAUGGAGAGGAAGUGGAACGAACUCGAGUCGAAGCUAGUGGUGAACAACAACAACAACAACAACAGUGGUAUGAAACGAACCAGACAGCUAGUGAUCAAGGAAGAAACGGACCUGGACGAUUUGUUUAUGGCCAAUUUCGGGUUGGCCAGGAGAAGAAAAACCGACGGCUUGGCGGAGGAAGAUGAGAGUGACAGGCUGGUCGGUGAUGUGGUGGAAGUGAAACAGGAAAAGUGCAGUGAUGAAAGGACAUCGGUUGCCGCCCAGGCAGCAGCGGGAGGGACGUCCUCGUCGACGUUUGUAAUUAGUAGUAAUAGUGGUAGCACCAGCAGUACUAGUGUAAGUGUGAAUAACUCAGAAAAUAAUGUGAUAAAAAGUGAAGCUGGUGGCAUUGUGACAGUGAAGCAGGAGGUCCUGGAAGAUUACGAGCACAUGAUAGACAAUGUAAAUAAUAGCUAUAGGAACCGGAUAAGCAACAAUAGCAGCAGCAGUAACAGUAACAGCAGCAGCAGCAGUGGUAGCAACGUCAAUAGUAGGAACAAUUUUAAUCAAUCGUUUAGCAAUAGUAUUAGCGGUAAUUUGCAGAAUCGUACAGUAUCCCAGUAUCAGCAGCAAUUGCUGCAGCAGUCGUUGAGGGUGCUUCAACAGCAAACGGCGACACCUGGGUUGACCUCUGCGGGAUCGCUGGACGCAUUCAGUAGCAGUCGGUUGAACGAGGACCUUGGGUUGGACGACUCGGCCGCUGCUGCAGAUACCUCAGCUAUUGCCAGCGUGUAUACGGAUCUGUUGAACGAUAUCCAAUCCAGUUGGCUACACUUCCGACCAAAGACGCCGGAACCGAUGCUGCAAGCGGAGGAUGGUCUGCUAGACGAUGAUCCGUUGUUCCAAACGGAUGCCAACCGGAUAGCGCUGGAGCUGCAAUCACUUGGUACCGAUUUUCCAGGAGAUAUCUUUAACCAAACCGACAGUGUUUACAGGACGAAACAGUUUGCGCUGGAUAGUCUCGUGGAGCCGCAUCCAUUGGGCUUGGACGAUGCUGCUGUUGCUUCUGGUCGGAAAGACGCUACGGAUGAGUUGGGGAUCAAGCUGGAAACGUGUUCCAAUUCGGAUAACAAUCUCAGUGGGGAUAGUCUAAAUGAUCUGAACCUCAGUUUGAGCGAAUCCAACGAGGAUGAAAAAAUGCUGGACAAGAUUUUGCAAGAGUGCCAAAUCGAUGACAUGAAGUCGUUGAACCAGACGAGCAAUUUCUGGAACGGAAUCCUAGAAGACGGGAUACUGAAUCAGUUGGAGACGGCAGACGAGACCGGUGCUGGCACCGGUCCUGACGUGAAGGAAGACCCUCUCACGAUACGAGAACUCGUCAGCCCACCACCUACCGAAGAACUAUCGGCUCACAAAAUCGGCUACUGCUCGGAGCUGGUAGGCUACGACCGGCUGGCGAACGUUGAAAGGUUCAAGAGCAAACGAAGGAAGAUUCUGAAGCGGUGCAACUAUUUAGUAGGCAGUAGUUUCUUCGCCGUACGGAAUCCACCGGCAGAGGAAAUCUUCAAAAAGUCAUCUGAUACCGAAGACAACAUUCCUCUAGAGGCCGAAAAAGCGCCAGCGGAAGGAACUGAGCCCGUUCCCAUGGAAACCGAAGUCAAGGUGGAAGAAGAAUCUGAUUCCGUAUCCGCUACCAUUCCCGCCGAUCAAAUCAAAAUUGAACCUCCAGACGAAUUGCUUGCAGCGUGUUCCCCGUCUGCACCCGCAUCCCAGUCCCAUUCCGCUCCCCACCUACAGACGAAUACUUCCGUGCUACCAGCGGGAAGUACUUUCCAGCAGCAUUCUCUCUCGGCUCCGCAAAUCAAACUCGAACCCAUCAAUCACCUGCAAGCUGCUUCCGCCGUUAGUGCCGUUGCUGCUGCAGCGUCCCCUGCUACGGCAGCCACAUCAUUCCUGAUUGCUUCUCCUUCGGUGCAAGUGGUCCAACCCAGUCCACAAGCCACUACAACUGUGAUGAACCCAAUGGUAGCGACGGCACAAACAACCAUCCCAGUACUCGCCGCCCAGCAUCAGCUGCAAGCGCAUCCUCAGCACACCACCCUGUCAGGCUCAUCUAUCACGCUGACCGGAAAUACUGGAAGCGCUAGCAGUAGCGGCACUUCGACCCCUACCGGUAGUUAUAUCGUGCAGCAUACGACGCCGAUCGUACUGUCGCAGCAGCAAAUGCAGCAGAUUGCCACCAGUGGAGGCAAUAUUUUGACCGUCAGUGGGAAUCAGGUGCUAACGGCGACGAAACAGGUACUGCAACAAGGUCAGCAGCAUCAGAUACAGCUUCAGCAUGCAACGCACAGCCAUCAGGGUGAGACGUAUGUGUUGACGACGGCGACUCCGGGCGGGCAGUCGUCGCUCAAGAAGCAAAUCAACGGGCCCAACGAUAAGACAGUGAAACAAAACUUCAUCAACCCGAAGUUCCAUACGCUUAUAAACCAGAAGCUGGCCGCCGCCGGUCAGAAAGCUGGUGAUCUCAACAAGAAGCAACUGGAGAUGCUAACGAAGGCUCUCGUGUCCUCGCAGAAGAUGCUCGUCAAAUCGGCCUCCCCAGCGAAUCAUGGGGCCUCGGCUGCGGCGGCUGCUGCUGCUCAAGUGGUGCAACAGCAGCAGCAACUGCAGCAACAUCAGCAGGGAACCAGUGGCACCAGCACGUAUAACGUGAUACAGAAUUCCCUCCAGCAACCGAUCACCAUCCUCUCCUCGACGGGCCAAAAUCCUCAGCAAGGGACGCAGAACAAGAUCAUCCUGACGUCGUCACCCCAGCUGAUCCAGCAAGCUGCUGGUCAACUGAUGGCUGCUGCUGCGGCGGCAUCACCCCAUGGGAAGAUUGCAAUCAACUCGAGUCUACUGCAGCAGCAGGGUCAGCAAAUGGCUCAGUUUCAAACGAUGGAUGGCGGCCAAGGGCAGGUGACUUCCGUUGGCAGCGGAGGACAACAGCAGCAGCGAAUCGUUUACGCCAAUAUCAAAAACAAUCGCGGACAGUUCGUGGCACACCUCAAUCCUAAAGUCGUCAACAUCAUUCAACCUAUUCAGCAGCAGAAGUUGAUGAACAGUGUCAGUGCCCUACAACAACAGCAACAACAGCAGCAGCAUCAGCAAAUAACGACGAAUGUGCAGAGUAUCCUGGGAGCGUCACAAUCGACCGCCACCACAAUUGUAAAUAGUAAAGGGAUUCAACGGAUACCCGCGGUCAGUAUUCGUGCCCAACAAAUGCAACAGCAACAACAACAGCAGCAACAACAACAGCACCAGCACCAGCAGCAACUCGAUUCCCAUGGAACAACGACGGUUGCGGUCGCUACCAACAAUGCAACCAGUAGCAUAAAGUUCAUCCAAGUGACACCAGCGGUGGCCGCAGCGGCAGCGGCUGCAGCUGCGGCCAACGACAACUCUGCGGCGGCGGCAGCGGCGAUGGCAUCGGCGUCCAGCAGCGGCAGCAGCAAUACCGGUUCCUUGGUUGUUCCGUCCUCGUCCGGGGCCGGUGUGAGUGCCGCUGGGGGAGCCGCCGGAAGUGGGAACAACACCGUCGCCACACCGCCCACCAGUAUCAACAUUACCAACAGGUGAGAAUCGAAGAGCGGCCAGCUCGAUAGGUAACUGUUGUUAAUUUUAACUCUAACUUAUCAAUAACUACCUACUACAUUCAUAAGCAAACUUCAGUCAGUGUUGUGUAAUAGCGCGCAGAGGAAAGGAAAACGAGAAAAAUGAUACAGAAAAUGAAAACAAUAGAGGACGAAUCCUAACAACAAUGCAUUAGGAGGGGUGAACGACAGCGCUAAAAGGCAGACCGGUUGAAUCGAACUUUGUGGAAACUGGGAUUAGGAUCUGUUUGUUUGUAACGAAUGUGUUUCCUACAGCAUCUAAGAUAUGCAGUCGGCUAGUAGCAUGUAGAACCGCUGGAAGAGAGGAAAGUUUUGUGACCUAUCUGUGCCCUGUGUUAGUCACUGGUGAAUAACUGAUCUCAAUGGUGCCACCACCUUUAGGCUUCCGACGAUCUAAAAGACGGUGGCAGAGCAUUCGCGUGUACGUACUGGUAGUAGAUGAGUUGUGGGUAGUUGAGGAGGGUCAAUGCAAAAGCUAUCGAAUAGUGAGACUCAAUCAGCUUAUGGUAAGCUAAACUAGAAUGUUAUAGGUAGGGUAUGAUGUGCUAAAUUCGGUUCGUCUGUGUUGUUUUGUCUAGUGGAACUAUUUAGGUAAAUUGAGAUGCUGGAAUCCAUUAGGUAGUAGUGUGUAAGAUCUAUAAUGGACAGUGGAAAUACAAUUCGUUAGGUUAUCAAAACUGAACUCUCACUCUCUCUCUCUUUCUGUGGCGUGCGUGUUUUCUUCGAGAACUUGGGUUGAGUGUAGAUUCGAGUGUCAUAUCUGGAUAAAC
Molecule: messenger RNA, 6637 nt
Organism: Ochlerotatus camptorhynchus
Lineage: Eukaryota; Metazoa; Arthropoda; Insecta; Diptera; Culicidae
Gene: E(Pc)
Product: Enhancer of Polycomb
Exons: 10
Coding region: 448-5832 (1794 amino acids)
Biological process (GO): regulation of transcription by RNA polymerase II
Cellular component (GO): NuA4 histone acetyltransferase complex; piccolo histone acetyltransferase complex
Source: RefSeq, a predicted model, not a curated record